Mangifera indica (mango) is the source of this 913-nucleotide messenger RNA. Its product is annotated as mitochondrial import inner membrane translocase subunit TIM23-2-like. The record is from RefSeq and is a predicted model, not a curated record. Bases 111 to 674 code for a protein of 187 amino acids. NCBI's taxonomy places the organism in Eukaryota, Viridiplantae, Streptophyta, Magnoliopsida, Sapindales, Anacardiaceae. Gene Ontology annotation, cellular component: mitochondrial inner membrane; TIM23 mitochondrial import inner membrane translocase complex. Gene Ontology annotation, biological process: protein import into mitochondrial matrix. The transcript has a single exon. Gene Ontology annotation, molecular function: transmembrane protein transporter activity.
UAAACCAGAACAGACUUUCCAUCACGCCAUCUUCUUUAAUUUUCCAUUCAAUUAAUUUUCUCUUCCCUUCUCUCUCUCUCUCUGAACUAACCCUAAAAACGCAACAAUUCAUGGCUGGCAACCGCACCACUGGAUCGGACCAUGAACCCGACCCCAACACCCGUCUCUACAACCCCUACGCCGAACUAAACAUCCCCAUCCAAACCCUCUACAAGCUCCCCACCUCCCCUGAUUACCUCUUCCCCGAGGAGUCCGUCCGCCAGCGCCGUUCCUGGGGGGAGAAUCUCACCUUCUAUACUGGGAUGGCUUACUUGGGUGGCUCUAUUACCGGCGCCGCCAUCGGCGUGUUCUCAGCUUUUAAAUCCAUGGAGCCUGGGGACACGUUGAAGUUGAAGGUUAAUAGGGUUUUGAAUUCUUCCGGCCAUUCAGGUCGCUCCUGGGGGAACCGGGUCGGUGUGAUCGGGUUGAUUUACGCGGGGAUGGAGAGUGGGGUGGUUGCGCUUACGGAUAGGGAUGAUGUUUGGAGUAGUGUGGCGGCGGGGCUCGGGACUGGAGCUGUAUGUCGGGCGGCGAGAGGGGUGAGGUCGGCCGCAGUGGCUGGCGCGCUAGGUGGACUGGCAGCGGGUGCAGUAGUAGCGGCGAAGCAGGCGGUGAAGAGAUAUGUGCCGAUUUGAGGGGGAUUUAUAUGGUUUGUUUGAGAAAAUUUCAAUUUUGACCGGAUAGAUGAUAUUAAAAAAAAUAUUGAGUUGAUGAAUGAUUGUUCUGAUUGAUUUAGGAAUUAUGAAUCAUGAAAUUGAUUAAUUGAUAUAUGUAUACAUAUAUUUUUAGUGUUCUGAUGUAAUAAAUAAUUAUUUUGGUGAUGAAAGACACCGAUGAUUGAAUGCAAAAGCUUCCAAGCUUUUUUUAGUAGUUA